AUGUCUGGCCACUACCGUGCAGUCCCCAAUGGACCAAGCGCAACACAAGUGAGCAACUGUGAGACAAGCGCAACACAAGUAAGCAACUGUGAGACAAGCGCAACACAAGUGGGCAACUAUGAGACAAGCGCGACACAAGUAAGCAACUGUGAGACAAGCUCAACACAAGUGAGCAACUAUGAGACAAGCGCGACACAAGUAAGCAACUGUGAGACAAGCGCAACACAAUUAAGCAGCGGUGAGACAAGCGCAACACAAGUGAGCAACUGUGAGACAAGCGCAACACAAGUGAGCAACUAUGAGACAAGCGCAACACAUGUAAGCAACUGUGAGACAAGCGCGACACAAGUGGGCAACUGUGAGACAAGCGCAAUACAUGUAAGCAACUGUGAGACAAGCGCAACACAUGUAAGCAGCGGUGAGACAAGCGCAACACAAGUGGGCAACUGUGAGACAAGCGCAACACAAGUAAGCAACUGUGAGACAAGCGCAACACAUGUAAGCAACUGUGAGACAAGCGCAACACAUGUAAGCAACUGUGAGACAAGCGCAACACAAGUGAGCAACUGUGAGACAAGCGCAACACAUGUAAGCAACUGUGAGACAAGCGCAACACAAGUGGGCAACUGUGAGACAAGCGCAACACAAGUAAGCAACUGUGAGACAAGCGCAACACAUGUAAGCAGCGGUGACACAAGCGCAACACAUGUAAGCAACUGUGAGACGAGCGCGACACAAGUGAGCAACUGUGAGACAAGCGCAACACAAGUAAGCAACUGUGAGACAAGCGCAACACAAGUGAGCAACUGUGAGACAAGCGCAACACAUGUAAGCAACUGUGAGACAAGCGCAACACAUGUAAGCAACUGUGAGACAAGCGCAACACAUGUAAGCAGCGGUGAGACAAGCGCAACACAAGUGAGCAGCUGUGAGAGAAGCGCAACACAAGUGAGCAGCUGUGAGAGAAGCGCGACACAAGUAAGCAACUGUGAGACGAGCGCAACACAAGGGAGCAACUGUGGAGACACAUUUUGA
Molecule: messenger RNA, 1035 nt
Organism: Nematostella vectensis (starlet sea anemone)
Lineage: Eukaryota; Metazoa; Cnidaria; Anthozoa; Actiniaria; Edwardsiidae
Product: aggrecan core protein-like
Exons: 3
Coding region: 1-1035 (344 amino acids)
Source: RefSeq, a predicted model, not a curated record